CAGGUCUACAACCGGGUAUGGGUGGCCACCAGUCCUUCCCUAGGGUUACCUUGUUAAAGGAGAGAGUUGUCAUAGUAACUGGUGCCAAUACAGGUAUUGGAUAUGAAACAGCCAAAUGGAUAGCCAUGAUGGGAGCUACGGUCAUAUUGGCCUGUCGAUCUGAAGAGAGGGCAAGAGAGGCAAUGACCAGGAUGAAUGCGGAAUUCGAGGCGGAGAAAGACAGAAAAACAGAAGGCGUGGUUGAUUACCCAGAACUAAGUAUAGAGUUUAUGAAAUUAGAUUGUGCCAGUCUACAAUCAGUGAUGGAUUUUAUAAAAGAAUUCAAAAAUUCUGGUCGACAGUUACAUGUGCUCGUGUGCAACGCGGGGAUUGGCCUCCACAAACAGGCAUACACGGCGGAAGGAUAUGAACUAAUGUUUCAGGUGAAUUAUCUGAGUCAGUACCUAUUAGCAGCUCACCUGUUGCCCAUUAUGAAGAAUUCCGGAGAGGACUGUCGUAUUGUGCUUGUGUCGAGUGAGGCUCAUCGCUUCUCAGAGUUUAAUUUAGACAGAAUACAGGGAAAACAAUUUAAUGAUCAAAACUUUGGACGAGUUCUAUUCUACGGAAAUUCGAAAGCAUUUCAGAUAAUGCAGAUGUUCAGUAUGAACAGGCGACUACAGAACUCAAAUGUCACUGUGGUAAGCUUACAUCCGGGUAUUGUGGACACAGAAGUGACGAGAAAUUUCAGUGAUAUGAAGCAAUUUGCUGUCUUCUUGAGUCUUUCUAAAUUGGUGGGCAAAGCGAAAAAUCCAUUUGAAGGAGCAGAGACCAGUAUAAAUGCGGCAGUAAAUCCAGAAUUGAAAGGCGUCCGUGAUGUAUAUUAUUGUGACUGUAAACCAGAGAGCAUCAGCAGUACAGUAAGGAAUACUCAAAACCAAGAGGGAUUAUGGGAAUACACUCAGGACUGUCUAAAGAAAGGAGCUUUUCUCCCUGACGAUAUUAUCAAGUGUUUGGAGGGAGAAUAAAACACAAAAUAUUGCAAUUUAAAACAAAACAAUUGUCAAUAUUACAAAGAAAAUAAAUAAAUCUUUUUCAAUCAGUUGCCAUAUAUAUUACGCGAGAAAAUUCGUCAUUGAAUUUAUAAUGAUAAACACUAAAAUAUCAAAGGUGAAAUUCUGGACGUGAUAGCGACUGUAAACUUCAUCGUAGAUCGACGCAUUUGCGGUAGAUAUCCUUGGAUACGAAGUGUAUUCGUCAAAAGGACUCGUUUAUGGAGAAACACCUGAUACUUAGAACUGGCUCUGGAGUAGCAUAGCCACUGUGAUAUGUAAACGCCUGAUACCUAGCUCUAUAUUAGCGUAGCCACUGUGAUAUGUAAACGCAUGUUACUUAGCUCUAUAGAAGCGUGUCAUCUGUGUCAUGUAAACUCCUGAUACCUAGAACAUGCUAGAUAUGUCGUUUAAGAACUGAAAUUAAGCAGACAGUGAAUACCGCAACCAAGAAUAAGUAUAUCAUAUUUGAAAAAAAAUCUUAUUUACAUUCCUUGAUUAUGAGUCCCUAGCGUACAAAAAUUAAUGUAGACUUUGUGAGCAGAGUUUGUGAAUUCCGUACCAAAAUCCAUAGUAGACUUUUGCUGUCUCAUUUUAUAAUACUGGUUUCCGGUAAUCCGUCACGCCAGUUGUGUUGUUAUUUAUUGCUCAACAUAUAAUUGAAUAUCCCUCCUAGCGAUUGUUAACAGAUAUAUUUAAUUUAUUUGCAUAAUGUUUCUAAAUCUAUACUUAUGUACGUAGUUCCUGAUUAUUAUCCUAUGACACAUUAAUUGUUUUUACAUGCAAAGGAUCAAUAGAGUUAUCUUCCUUGCUCACCAGGCAAGAGGGCAGCGGGACUAAAAAUUUAGUUUGGACUGCAGCCAGAAAAUUGACGUAAACGUGUUGACAUUAUACAUAACUAUUAAUGUGGUUUGCUAGAAAUCGAUUCACUGCUACAUUCCAUUUGCUCUAGAUAGGAUUUUACAGAGAGGAAAUAAUAAUGUAGUAGCAUUAUCUUAAGUCUGAGUGUUGAUGCACGUACAUAUCCGUACCGCUUAGAUUUAUAGGAAUAUUCAGGCCUGCAUGUAAUAGUUAUGCAAUAGAGAAGGCAUACUGUGUUUAUUUGUUAUGUUCUCUGUUCGUCUUUAACGUUGGAGUAAGCUACUGGAUGUCUAUAAAAGUGUCAAUAAAGAAUGAAUGCAUUGCGUUACUCAGAUAAUUGUAAGUUUGAAAAAUAUUAUACUAGCUCGGUUUAAAAGAGGGAGAUAACAAAUAAGUGAGCCGAGAAUUAACAUUUAGUAAGAGAACAUCUUCCUUUAUGAAAAAUAAUGACAGCAUUAUCAUAUGAAAUAUACAGAACAUUAAAUUGUAAAAGGAUUGCAGCAAGGUAUUUUUUUCCGUUAAUUUACUGUCAUCAAACGAAGUCAUUGGAACUAUUAGCUCCAGGCUAUUAUUAAUUAUCCAAUGUAUUAAUUGAAAGAGACUGCAUUGGGUAAAAAAAAAAAUAGAAGAAGGCGUAAUAAUCGUUAUCGUCCAGGAAAGAAUGAUUUGAUCAGUUACAUUUAAAAAAGGGAGAUAACUCUUAAAUAAAUGAGAACAUUUUCCUGUUUGUCUAUCUAGAGAUAUAUAUGUGUGAUCUCCGAUAAGUUGUUCAUAACAUGAUAAGCUUAAUGACCAUUUAACGUAACAUUUCAAACUUGUAUCUUUCCACAAUAGUUGAAAAAACUCAAGUUGUGUGUUGAAGGAUAUAAAAGGUUUAUCUCAACAUAAAACAGAAAUUUUUUGUUAAUUUAUAGAUUACACAUUAUUAAAAUUUGCGUUAACGACCCGUUAAAAUUUGGCCCUGAUGUGUGUGUAUCCUUUAGAUAAAAGUAGCUUCUGUGCAACCAUCCUACUCUCGAUAUUAAAAUCUUUACAUACUAUUAUGUUCUUUAAUAUUCUUGUUUGUUCCCAUUCCAUCAGAAAAAAAAUACCAUCUUUGGAAUGUUUUGUUUCCGUAUCCGCCCUAGCGUUAGAGAUACCCCCAAGGCAAAGCAUCAGUUCGCAUGAAUAUAUUACACAUAUAUGUAUCUGAUAACAG
Messenger RNA from Mizuhopecten yessoensis (Yesso scallop), 3087 nucleotides. Its product is annotated as retinol dehydrogenase 14-like. The transcript is spliced from 8 exons. Bases 18 to 1004 code for a protein of 328 amino acids. The record is from RefSeq and is a predicted model, not a curated record. NCBI's taxonomy places the organism in Eukaryota, Metazoa, Mollusca, Bivalvia, Pectinida, Pectinidae.